This is a messenger RNA of Suillus fuscotomentosus, 834 nucleotides long. RefSeq names its product acyl-CoA-binding protein. The transcript has 6 exons. Gene Ontology annotation, biological process: fatty acid metabolic process. Gene Ontology annotation, molecular function: fatty-acyl-CoA binding. The record is from RefSeq and is a predicted model, not a curated record. The coding region runs from base 97 to 399 and encodes 100 amino acids. NCBI's taxonomy places the organism in Eukaryota, Fungi, Basidiomycota, Agaricomycetes, Boletales, Suillaceae.
AAGAAAUAAAUGCAGCCGGUUCCAGAUCUGGCAAUUGUUGCUAGAGAGCUGCGUUUUGUCUUCACCCAGCAUCUUCAUUUCUGACCUUCGACGACGAUGUCCUCUCAAUUCGAAAAAGCUGUGGCGUACGUUCAAGGUUUGGACAAGACGGCAUCGGGCCCGGAUGCUACUGUCAAGUUGGAGUUUUACAAAUUCUACAAGCAAGCUACUGUGGGAGAUGCAGAUCCGACCAAGGAACCCAGUGUGUUCUCUUUUGUCGAGCGUGCUAAAUGGAAGGCUUGGGACAGCAUCAAGGGAAUGUCGAAGACGGAUGCGGAGGAGAACUAUGUGAAACAGCUUAUCAAAUACCUCAAGGAGAAGCACCCCAAUGAGCCCAUCCUGAAAGAGCUGGAGGGAUAAACUAUCUGCUCGCUGUGGGACACGUGGAUAGUGGCAGCAUACUCGUGUAUUGUAAUACAGCUAAGAAGCAAUCGGACUGGAACUUGACCCGAACGUAUAGGAGCAUGAUGGUAUCAACAAGCCAUCCCCAAACGAGAUUGGAACGCCCAAGUCAGCAGCACGUUCUAAGCGAAGCGCUUUCUGAUAGGUGCCUUGAGUGGCUACCACAGGCUACCACAUGGGAUCUCCGAUUAAAGAUGACAUAAAAUGAUGAUGAAGGGGUGUUCGAGGACCUGGGUGGUUUGCUGUGCGUCUGUUGUGUUAAAUGCAGAACCUUGCAAUUCAUUCAAGAUAUGAUCGAACGGAUAUGACGAAAACCCGGAUACCUAUCAUCGCAUCACAUUGGCAGAUGGCCUAGAUCAAGUGGAGCAAAGUCACUCGUCCGUCCAGUGACAA